Pseudomassariella vexata is the source of this 2149-nucleotide messenger RNA. Its product is annotated as P-loop containing nucleoside triphosphate hydrolase protein. Gene Ontology annotation, cellular component: spindle; kinesin complex; microtubule. The record is from RefSeq and is a predicted model, not a curated record. Gene Ontology annotation, molecular function: microtubule motor activity; ATP binding; ATP hydrolysis activity. Gene Ontology annotation, biological process: microtubule-based movement. The transcript has a single exon. Lineage: Eukaryota; Fungi; Ascomycota; Sordariomycetes; Amphisphaeriales; Pseudomassariaceae. Bases 160 to 1824 code for a protein of 554 amino acids.
GUACGCGGACUGAGCUGAAUGGUCUACUUUGAUAUUUAGGCAGCACCCUUGUACUGUAGAUAUGUUACACUUACGAGCCGGAAAACAUAAAAAACGAGCUGUUCUAGGUUACAAUCAAGUCUUCAAAGAAAUUCUGUUUUGAAACAUGAUCAAUCUACAAUGGAGAGAUUUCUCCUGGACAACGUAGCUCUGUACCAGACCCUGGUCAAGCGAUUCAAGCCGUCGCCGGCUGUGAGCUACACAAGAGGCGGCGAGAGCACCGAGACGCCCAGUCCAGACAUAGUUGUGAGCGUCAGGAUACGGCCUCUUCUCGACGAAGGACUGACCUCGGGCUUCCCCUGCGCCGUGUUUCCGCGCGCCGAUGAGACAGGCGUGGUCGACGUGCAUGAUCUCUACCACCAUCCGAGGGGACGGCCCAUCCUCAAGUCCUUCAAUUACCAGGUGGACAGACUGUUCGGUCCUGAGGCGACCACACGGGAAAUCUACGACAGACAAGUGGAAGACCUGGUCUCAUUCGCGUGGAACGGAGGCAUCGGGACGCUCUUCGCCUACGGCCAGACAGGCUCGGGGAAAACCACCACCAUCAGCGGACUGGAGCAGCUCACGGUCACGUCGUUGAUGCGCAGAGGGGAGGGAAAAUCCGACAGACGAAAAGUCUACAUGACCAUUAUCGAGUUAGCCGGGAACUUGGCCUACGACCUACUAAGCUCCCGCAAGCCCAUCUCGAUCCUCGAAGACUCAUUCGGCGUCACGCAGCUAGUGGGCGCGGAGGAGCACCUCUUAGUCCAGGAGGGAGGAGACGAUUCCGCGGCGGGCCUAAUUGAGCGGGCGGCAUCAUUCCGGCGCACAGCACCUACGCUCAAAAAUGACGUCUCGUCGCGUACUCACAGCAUCUGUCUCCUCCGAAUCAGCACCCCAGACCAACCGUCUGGUGGGAGUCACGGGACCAGCGACGGAUUCCUCUACCUGAUUGAUCUUGCGGGCUCCGAAGCCGCCCGUGACGUGGCAUCCCACGGUGCCGACCGGAUGCGCGAAACGCGCGAAAUUAAUAUUAGUUUGUCGGUUCUCAAGGAUUGCAUUCGUGGUAAGGCACAGGCCGACGCCCUUGCUUCUUCUGCAUCUCAAGGUCCCAACUCCCAGCGGCAGAAGAAACCACCGCAUGUGCCUUUCCGGCAGAGCACGCUGACCAAGGUCCUCAAACAUGUCUUCGAUCCUGUUGCCACCGCUGGCAAGACUAAGACGGUCGUUGUCGCCUGUGUGAACCCGAGUCUAGCCGAUGUCGGCCCCAGCAAGAAUACACUGCGCUAUGCUGAAAUGCUGCGUGUUUCCGUUCCUUUGUCAGUGAAAACGAAGGCGACUGGUAGCAGUAGCAACAGCGAAGGGGAAAUCAACUCGAUGGUGGUGGGAAUGGCCCCACCACUUGUCACCAGCAGACCCUCGAGCCGUGACCCAGACCCUGCCGCCGUGGCGCUGCCUUGGCGAAAGCGUAUACGCCCAGGCAUGGUUAUCAGUUGGAAUCCUUCGUCGCCUAGCAACGAUUCCGGUGCCAUUGGUAUACUGGACACCAGCAAGCAGCAGUUGGCCGUCGUACUCUGCCCCGAAGAUGCCGUGGGCAGUAGACAGCCAGUGAACGAAGCCCAUCGAAAUGUGAUCAGGCCUCAAGGCGGUCAUAAUGGAUAUCUAUGUGCACAGGUGAUGCCGGGGGCUGUGAGCGGAACCUACGAAGUGAACUUGUGGCAGCAGGUCAUCGUUGACGUUGAGACGAUGGAGAAAGAGGUUAUUCUUGAGUAUGAUGGAACGAGGUACUACCACAUUGCGGGCUAGAUUUAUAGAAUUGAAUUAGUGGAAAGAUAUAUGGUAUCUUUGGCAGGGUCGUGAGAGAGAUGCAGCCAAGUAAUUGGUUUUAAGGUAGGUAAAACACACAAUGAGCAGGCGAGAUCAAUGACUCAGGGAAAAUUAGAGCGGAACUAAGGCUAUUACGCAGGCUUAUGAUACAAUGAUUAGUAUUGUACAGUAUCAAGCAUUUAUGAUACUGGGAUAUAGUAAAAAUUGGGGAUCACACGCAUAUUUAGAACUCAUCUGCGUUCGGUUACAGUUCAACCCCUAUAUCAAUUCAUCGAUUGAAAGUUAGACUAUAUGGUAGGCCGAG